AUGGUCCAGCCGCCAAGUGGCAAGCCUGUGGAGGAGGAUGAGGAUUACGACUAUGAAUCCCUUCCACCAAACUUCUCGCUACUGCAGAACAUGGCUGCAGGAGCAUUUGCUGGGAUUGCUGAACACACCGUCAUGUACCCCAUUGAUGCGAUCAAGACACGAAUGCAAGUGCUACAACCGCAUGGGACGAUAACACACAACAGCGUUCUUCGAAAUGCUUUCCAAAUCGCGCGGACCGAAGGUGUUUUCAGCUUAUGGCGCGGCAUGUCCAGCGUUAUUGUGGGAGCCGGUCCUGCCCACGCUGUUUACUUUGCGACCUACGAAGCCGUUAAACAUGCCAUGGGCGGCAAUCAAGUUGGCGUCCACCACCCUCUUGCUGCUGCCACAAGCGGUGCCGCAGCUACAAUCGCCAGCGAUGCUUUCAUGAACCCAUUCGAUGUCAUCAAGCAGCGUAUGCAGAUGCAAGAGUCUCGAAAGAUGUAUCGUUCCAUGGUCGACUGCGCCAAGUACGUCUACCGAAACGAAGGCCUCGGCGCUUUCUACAUCUCUUACCCAACCACACUGUCCAUGACCGUCCCCUUCACGGCCCUGCAGUUCCUCGCCUACGAAUCCAUCUCCACCACCAUGAACCCGCAGAAGUCAUAUGACCCUGUCACGCACUGCCUCGCCGGAGCCGUUGCCGGUGGCUUUGCCGCUGGUCUCACCACGCCCAUGGACGUCAUCAAGACCAUCCUACAAACAAGAGGCACAUCCUCGGAUCCGCAAGUUCGAAAUGUCAGCGGCUUCUCAGAUGGCUGCAAGCUGCUGUAUAGAAGGGAGGGCUUCAGGGGCUUCUUCAAGGGAGUCAGGCCCAGGGUUGUCACAACAAUGCCCAGCACUGCUAUUUGCUGGUCUGCUUAUGAAUUUUCCAAGUGA
Molecule: messenger RNA, 915 nt
Organism: Trichoderma aggressivum f. europaeum
Lineage: Eukaryota; Fungi; Ascomycota; Sordariomycetes; Hypocreales; Hypocreaceae
Exons: 7
Coding region: 1-915 (304 amino acids)
Biological process (GO): iron import into the mitochondrion
Cellular component (GO): mitochondrial membrane
Molecular function (GO): ferrous iron transmembrane transporter activity
Source: RefSeq, a predicted model, not a curated record